This is a messenger RNA of Vitrella brassicaformis, 788 nucleotides long. The record is from the annotation of a GenBank genome assembly. NCBI's taxonomy places the organism in Eukaryota, Vitrellaceae.
UUAGGCAUCAGUCGGCACGACAACACCGGGCACAAAAGGGUUGGUGGGCACAUGCAGCCACAGAAGUGCGCCGUCUUUUUUCGGGUCGUGCUCCAAACACCCACAGUAGCCGAGGCCGGUCUCUCGGCUCCAUGCAACAGCAGGCCCAGUACGCCACCCGAAGAAGUCGUCGUCCACAUGAAGCAGCCAGUCCGUCCGAAAGCCGUCCGUCACUAUGGUGUCGUCACCUGUAUAGCUCGCGUCGAUCAGGUGCCAGAUCUGCCCGAAUGGGUGCAGCGCAGUGUCCUCCAGGAACUCCCAAUCACUAAAUGGACACCGCACCUGCAAUUAAUGAAUAUAUAUAUUAUAUGCCACCUCCAUAUUGCUCCCUCCAGCCACCUGACGCACCUCGAGAGCGGCAUGCCUGUCGAACACUGCAACGGCUCGCCAGACGGUUCGCUGAUUGAUUGGACCGUAUAUGUCCUCAAUGGCCCUCUCGCGCUCACAGGUGACAUCCUUGAGUGCACUCCGGCGAUCCAUCUCAUGCCUGUCGACCGGUCAAUCAAACAAUCAAACAAAAGCAUGCCAUCAAGCAAUCCACCAAACACACAUCUAUCCUUUCUUGUCUGCUUGCCUGCUCAGUGUCCCCACGCAAUAACGGGAUUUUCGAAAGAAGCACCGCGUCUCCAUGGCACACGCUGUAUGCGUUGAAGAACUGCGCUGCAUUCGCCCAGAAGACCGUGACAGAUGGGGGCAGCAGGCGCAGCACCUUCUCGGCCUCUGCCAGACUCGCACCGCCGAUCGUGUCA